CAGCGACAUGGGGUGAUCAUACGUUCAAGGACAUAAGACAUCACACUGGUUUCCUCCUCUGACCCCUAAGGCCAUUGGGCCGGUGGUUGAGUGGCUCCAUCUUAUUUGGCGCUUGAGUACUGUGACGCUAAUCUCUUAAGAGGCUCAGGAUACUUGUGAGCUCGGGGAGGGGAUGGAGAAGCAAGUGAGGAAAUGAGGUUGUAGUGUGGAGCUGUCAUGGAAAAUAUUAAGAUGUAAUAAUAGUACUCUAGUCUAACGAGACAGACCUCCAGCAGAGAGCCAAUAUAGGUUAUUGAGGACAGGAUGUGUCUGUUUGGAGGAGAUUGGUGAAAGGCAAUGCCUAAAUGUCUGAUGCAGCAGAAGGUGGGAUUUUGUGAAGGCUGAGGUAAAACCUGUGGAUUAUGAGCUUUGAAGAGACGUCUUCAAACCUAAUGUGAAGCUAAUUGAAAAGAAUAGAAUUGCUCAUGAAAUAGACAAGCUAAUGGUAUCUCAUAAAAGUAAGUUUAUUGUGUUUUUCAUCUCUUUAGCUCAGCCAUGACGUUAUUUCUAGUCGAGACAAGCUGCAGCCUUAUUGGCUGGCUUUUUCUGUACAUUCUGCUGUGUCACGUGAACAGAAAGCAAAAUGCAGAGUGGAACUGCAGACUCAUCACCCUGCUCCAUGGGGUCCUCAUAGUUUUGCUAACUGCUUACAUCGGGUUUGUUGAUGGUCCGUGGCCAUUCACGCAUGCAGGCUCAGAAAACACAGAACUCCAGAUCCUAGCCCUGCUCCUCAGUCUGGGCUACUUCCUCUUUGACAUGGCCUGGUGUGUGUACUUCCAAACAGAGGGUCCUGUUAUGCUGGCCCAUCACACCCUAAGCAUCCUGGGCAUUGUGUGUGCUCUGGGAAUGGGUGAAUCAGGCAUCGAGGCGUGUGCGGUGCUCUUCGGCAGUGAAAUCACCAAUCCACUCCUGCAGGCCCGCUGGUUCCUCAAGCAGAUGGGCCGCUACGACAGCCUGAGCGGUGACCUUGUCGACCUCCUUUUCAUCACACUCUUCGCCAGUGUGCGGAUCGGUGUCGGCGGCCGCAUGCUGUACUGUGAGCUGGUAUCACCAAAACCCAAACUGGUCAUGAAGGUGGGUGGGGUGGCCAUCUACGCCCUCUCCUGCGUCUUCAUGGUGGACAUUGCCUGCUUUGCUUGUCGGAAGACCCGCACCAAGUAUAGACGAUGGCAGGAACAGCAGAAGCUUAAUAAUGCUAAUGGACAUAUUGGGUGAAAUGAGCUAAAGCAGGUGGACAAUGGAGGGAACAUUUUUACUUUGUUUAUGACAUGAAAUAAAGGCUGUUUAUAACAAUGUGCGACAACUUUCACUGUAGCAUCACAGGACCUGACUACUCCAUCCAGAAUGCUUACUUACAUGUAUAACUAUAUUAAUUAAGAACAGAAGUACAUAAACUUGAUAGCUCUAGAAGUAAAUUCUUUUGAGAACACAUGCAUUUUUCAACAAAUGAUGAUUUAGCCUAAUGUUGUGGUGAAGCUAUAUUUGUGUUUUACAUAUUGUGAAAUAAACCAUGUUUUCAAAUAAAAUUAAGUGUUGGGGAAAAGAAGAAAAAAAGAAAAAAAAAAGAGAAAAACCUUAAAAGCUUAAC
Pangasianodon hypophthalmus (striped catfish) is the source of this 1627-nucleotide messenger RNA. RefSeq names its product TLC domain containing 5b (gene tlcd5b). The record is from RefSeq and is a predicted model, not a curated record. The coding region runs from base 535 to 1254 and encodes 239 amino acids. NCBI's taxonomy places the organism in Eukaryota, Metazoa, Chordata, Actinopteri, Siluriformes, Pangasiidae. The transcript has 2 exons. Gene Ontology annotation, cellular component: membrane.